Messenger RNA from Bursaphelenchus okinawaensis, 1115 nucleotides. The record is from the annotation of a GenBank genome assembly. Lineage: Eukaryota; Metazoa; Nematoda; Chromadorea; Rhabditida; Aphelenchoididae.
AUGGAACCACCAAGAACGGUCGAGGAGGCGACGACCAUCGAAGUUGAAUUACUUCGCGUGUUAGGACAGAAGAUUGCCGCUUUCUUAGAAAUUAGAAGGCAGAGUUGCCAAGAAGAUGCCGGCUUUAACGAUGCCUAUGGAACGGUAUUUGCAAACGUCCGCAAGGUGGUCGCUAUCCACAAGAUUCGAAAAAACCUGCAAAAGAAGGUUGGAGGCUUUGGAAAUCGAUGACGACGAAAAAGUAGAGGUCAAGAAGGUUGCAAGACCAACCAAAGAGCUAAACGCUUUUGAUGAAGAGGAAAACGUAAGUUUAUUUUACUUUUUUUUACGAUUUUAAUCUUUAUUGUUUUUUUCAAUUUUUAUAUUAGGAGGAAACUACUAUUUUAAUGAAUUUUGAUGUCUUGUUUUCAGAUUCCUACAGACAGAAACGUAAAGCCCCAAAGCCAUUCUGAAAGAAACCGUGUAGCCAACAAUAAGUCUGGAGCCAAGUCUUCGAAACCACCACGAAAGGUAAUUUGAUAACUUUAUCAGUUUGAACCAAGAGUAGUCGGACACUUUAAUUGGAAACUAAAUGAAAAGUGUGCCGCUUGUAAUCUGUUUAUUCUUCUGUUCGAAAAGUAGAUAAACACGUAUAUUAAUGCGAAACCAUACGCAUCUGCCCUUCCUAUUAUAUUGUUUUUGUAUCAAAAUGUCCUUUUUGUGUAUUUUCAUGACGGUACAUUGCCUUUUCUACUUAUUAAGUAUAGGAUCAUACACAAUAUGUAAAAAGUAUCAAUAUUUAUAAUUUUUAGGUAUCGCCAAACAUUGUGAACACAAACAUACGCUCUCAACCAAGUGCCAGUUUGAAUAACGAAGCACCCGUUACAAAUGGACCGUCUGAUAUUGUGCCUGUCGUCUUGAACCAAUCAUUCAAAGGAAAAUACGAAUUGGGGCAACGAGGUCGAAAGUUGGUCAAGAUUAAUGGCUUGGCUUUUUAUAAGCACUCGAACAACGUGUACAAAUGCCGUAACUAUUACAAUAUGGUCCCUCGUUGCCGCGCGAAGGCAAACGUGACAGAGCUCAAUGGACUAACUUUUCUGUUCACAUUACUGGAGAAUCACACCUGCUCCCAAUAG